This is a messenger RNA of Iphiclides podalirius (scarce swallowtail), 438 nucleotides long. The record is from the annotation of a GenBank genome assembly. NCBI's taxonomy places the organism in Eukaryota, Metazoa, Arthropoda, Insecta, Lepidoptera, Papilionidae.
AUGUUGGAGCGAUCCGCGAUAUCGCCGUCUCUGUUGCACACGUGCCGUAACGCGUCCGUCCGUUCCGCUUCCGCAACGGAAUUGUGGAAUGUGAUCUCAGAUUACGUCGCCCACACCGCUCGUUCGAUUAAUACGCCGCGGCGAACAGCUGUGACGAGUUUCAUCAAAGAAUACAAAGUAAAAUUAGUGCCUAUAAUUUGUACGGACAAUCUAAUCAGAGCCUAUCAGAGGCCGCUGGUGAACAUAGGCCUGUGGGGAACCACACACUGCCACGAAGCACGAGCCACCAGCGUCCAUCGACUCCCCUAUAACAAUAUGGGUAAGUCAACGGCCGCAGCUGGAAACCGCAACGUACUCGAGAGCACCGAUAUAGAGUCGAUAUACAAACGACGUAGAGACGAUGUAGAGGCCGCCCCCGAUCUAGUAGUUAUAGUUUGC